Messenger RNA from Acaulospora morrowiae, 481 nucleotides. Lineage: Eukaryota; Fungi; Glomeromycota; Glomeromycetes; Diversisporales; Acaulosporaceae. The record is from the annotation of a GenBank genome assembly.
CAACUUCAACAAAAUCCUGCGCGGAACCUGAACCAACGCGUCCACAGUGCACAGAGUGUGAUUCAACAAUCUGCCGAUAAAAAACAUGAGAAUAAUGCUACCAAAUUGCGAGUCUCUAUUUUAAACCAAAACACGUCAAAUUCCGGGAAAAAUGAUCAAUAUGAACCGACAUCCCCUAGAGAGUUGCUUAAUAAGGCCAAGUCAAUAGCAGCUAGAAAAGCAAAAAGGGAUAGUCGAACGUUCAGCUUGGAGGAGAGAGAACAAUUAAAAAACAAUACUUUCCUCACUGAUGCAGCUAAUGUUGGUGAUUUGACUGUUUUGACUAGUAAUGAUGUCACUCAAAAGAAAGACAAGAGAAGAACCAAACUAUUUAGCUUAGAUGAAAUUAGAUCUUUAGGAAGUAUGAGUCCCUCUGUGUCUUCGACCUCUCCGAUUGAGAAGGAAACCGAAAAAGUCUCGACCGACGAGAGCGGGACUUCAA